This is a messenger RNA of Nerophis lumbriciformis (worm pipefish), 1537 nucleotides long. The record is from RefSeq and is a predicted model, not a curated record. NCBI's taxonomy places the organism in Eukaryota, Metazoa, Chordata, Actinopteri, Syngnathiformes, Syngnathidae.
AUGCCCCCAUCCAAGCUUUUUGCCGAAGGUUUUCCGCCGAUCUCGUACGGCGAGUGGCGGCAGCGAGUCGAACAAGCCCUAGGUGACUUGCCGUUCGACAAGGCCCUGGUCGAACGGAUUGCCGCCGGCCUCGAUAUCGAGCCCUUGUACCCGGUAGACGGCAGCCAGCGAGUGGCCGAUUCAGCUGCGGCUGGUUCGGCCACUGCCCGGCAGCCUGGCUGGCAGGUAGUUGCCGAGAUCAGCUCGCCGGACCCGGCCGCGGCACGCCGAGCGCUCGAGCAGGCCUUGGAACUCGGAGCCGGACAGCUCUGGCUGCGAAUUGAUCCCGCAGCCACCCACGGCAUUGCUUUGACGACGCCAGCGGCUCUCGACGUGUUGCUCGAAGGUGUCGAUCCCAGAUUCGUCGGUCUGCAGCUCGAGGUUGGCUCCGACGCUCGUGAGUGGGCCGGUGCCUUGAAGGGCUGGGCGCGGCAGAGUACCGGUGCGGCAAAGCUGCGCGGCGGACUCGGCGCCGACCCCCUCGGGAACCUGGCGAGUCGUGGAGGGCCGAUCGGGGGUCUCGACGGGGCGCUCGAUCAGUGGGUCGAGCUGGCCACUAGGGCGCUGGACGAGUCUCCUGAGCUGCGCGCCGGGCUGGUGUCGACAGUGGCCUACCACGAGGCCGGCGGCAGCGCCGUCGAGGAGCUGGCCUACGCCAUCGCCACCGGGACGCUCUAUUUGCGUCGACUGAUCGAUUCGAGGGUCGAUAUCGACGCCGCGGCGACCCAGCUGGUGUUUGCUUUCGCCGUGGGCUCCGACUGCUUUGUCGAGAUCGCCAAGCUGCGCGCCGCACGCUUGUUGUGGGCCAAGGUCUUGGGUGCCGGCGGAGCCAGCUCUGCCGAGAUGCGAAUCCAUGCUCGCACCUCGUUUGCCACCCAAACGGCCCGGCACCCGGCAGGCAACUGGCUUCGAGCCACCGCCCAGGGCUUCGCCGCUGCGUCCGGAGGCGCCGACAGUCUAACGGUCUUGCCCCAUGACACGGUGUUUGGAGAGCCGUCGCGCUCGGGCCGCCGGCUGUCUUUGACCUUGCAGCAUGUGUUGGCCGAGGAGGCUCAUCUUGGCCGGGUCGCCGAUCCGGCGGCUGGCAGCUGGUAUUUGGAAUCUCUGACCGAUCAGCUGGCGCGCUCGGCUUGGCAGCUUUUCCAGCGCAUCGAAAGCGGCGGCGGCAUGGCCAAGUGGCUGCUCAGCGGCAAGGUAGCCGAGCGCCUGGCCGAGCUCGCGACUGCGCGCCGCCGGGCCGUAGCUAGCCGCCGCCAACCGAUCGUUGGUGCCAGCCAGUUCGUCUCCCUCGACGAGGUCGCCACGACCAGGGCGACUGACGAGCCCGGGAUCCGCACCGCCCGGGAGGAGCGGGGGCAGUUCACUGCGCUGGCACCGAUUCGCUGGUCAGGGCCUUUCGAAGCCAUGCGCCAGGCCGGGGAUGACCGACGAGAUAGUGCUGGCGAGCUGCCGCGGGUUUUCCUGGCCAACCUGGGAAGUUUGAAGGAACACAGUGCCC